UUAGGAUUGCGCAAGCCGGCAGUCGGAGUACGGCACGAGGGGUCGGUGGCAGGGCAGGGCAGGUCAGGGCGUACACACGGGCGGACUGUAAGCGCGCGCGCGCGCGCAGUUGCGCUGGAGAUACAGAACAGAGGAGGUUGGUUUGGCACUUGUCGACGUGCGACGAGUGAAGGAGACGGAAGACGGGACCGAGCCGAUUGAUAGUCUAGGCUGGGACGGGAUAGAGCGCGGGAGCGUGAGUGAGUGACACGUGGAAUAUCUGACGGAGCGCCAGCUGGCGGAAUGCAGGGGGAUCGUUGCGCGAAGAGGGUGAUGGCGGGGGCGGCUGUUGGCGGAGCCGUCGGGGGAGCGAUUGGUGUUGUCUAUGGAACCUAUGAAGCAUUCAGAUAUCGGGAUGACAAUGAUGAGACUGAUGAUAAUAGUCAUGAUGGCGAUGAUGAUGAUGAUGAUGAUGAUGAUGAUGAUGGCGGUGUGAUGCUGAUGAAGAUGAUGCUGAUGAUAAUGAUUAUGAUGACGACCAAGCAGCAAAUGAUGGCGAUUACGGAUCGCCUAAAGAGAGGCACGGGAAGUGCAGCGCGAGCUGCGUGGCGCUGCUUCCGGGAUGUGCCAGGGUAAGUGUGGGGAGAGAGGGGCAGUUCUGAGAGUGGCAGUGUGGAACAGGGACAUCGAUGAUCAAUGAUUGAUGAUUGGUGGUCAGGAUCGAUGAUGACAACUGCCCAGGAUGGGAAUCUACCGGAUAUUUUGGAUUUUUUCGUCAAAAGGAAGCCUGAUGUGUCCUUCAGAAGGAGAUUUGGAGAUGGGGAGGAGGAAGGAGCUAGUGGAGGAGGAAGAGGAGGAGGUGAAAUGGGAGAAUGGGAGUAGUGGAGGGUUCGCAAAGGGUUGAAGGUGAAGGAGGGUAGGGCCAUGUACGCGUCAUGGAUGUGAGGGCUCAUCCAGGAGGGGAGAAGGGGAUGGUGGGUGCUGCACUCUGUGUGUGUUUUUUUAUUUCUAAUAAUGUUUUUUUCUCUUUUCCUUCAGGAUUUUCAGAUUUUCAGUUGAGUUGCUCUGACAUGUGGUUGUCAUACCUACUUUCAUAUUUCCCCUUAGAGUAAGGAAAAAGGUAAGGCUGGAUGUGACACGAUUGCCUGGCUGAAGUUUCGAUGAAAGUAAUGUGAUUGUAAAGCGUGUGCAUCGAGUUUUGAAGUGAUCCCUCAUCCCUCUUGAACAAGCUGUCGCGCCCGCGCUCAAGUGAUGCCCUUACUUUCUUUUCUUUUAUUCUUUUCCAAUGAAACAAAAACAAUUUCAAACUCUUCCCCAGUUUGUUAGAAAAAAAAAAAGGAAAAAAAGGCUAACUCUUUAAGCCCAACCAAACCGAAUACCUGUCGAAUCUGGACAGGACGGCCUUUUUUUAUUGUGGUUAUACUAUGAUUAUAAAAAAAGGAAAAAAAGGCUAACUCUUUAAGCCCAACCAAACCGAAUACCUGUUGAAUCUGGACAGGACGGCCUUUUUUUAUUGUGGUUAUACUAUGAUUAUAGUGUUACGGGGAACCGAACCCCAUUGCAGCGACAUCUGUGCUCAAGCCUCCAACGAGGGAACAUGCGGGAGUUGCACCCACCAGCAGGUGUGAUACCUGCUACAGCAGGUGGGCGAUACCGGCC
Molecule: messenger RNA, 1638 nt
Organism: Chara braunii
Lineage: Eukaryota; Viridiplantae; Streptophyta; Charophyceae; Charales; Characeae
Source: the annotation of a GenBank genome assembly